GGUGUCACCUGUGUCCCUGGGGGUGUCACCUGUGUCCGUGGGGGUGUCCCCAGCACACCUGGGGGUGUCCCGGCACACCUGGCUGUCCGUGCACACCUGGCUGUCCUUAGCGUGCCAGCGCGGGCCCUGGAGCUGUUCCUGGAGUCGCUGCUGCGCAAGGCGUGUCACGUGACCCAGUCCCGCAACGCCAAGACCAUGACGACGUCACACCUGAAGCAGUGCAUCGAGCUGGAGCAGCAGUUCGACUUCCUCAAGGACCUGGUGGCCGCCGUGCCCGACAUGCAGGGGGACGGUGACGACCCCCACGGCGAUGGGGACAGGGGACCCCGCAGGUGAGGCACACCUGGGGACACACCCACGUACCUGGGGACA
Pyrgilauda ruficollis (rufous-necked snowfinch) is the source of this 372-nucleotide messenger RNA. It is a transcript of the gene DRAP1, whose product is annotated as DR1 associated protein 1. The record is from RefSeq and is a predicted model, not a curated record. Gene Ontology annotation, biological process: positive regulation of transcription by RNA polymerase II; negative regulation of transcription by RNA polymerase II; transcription by RNA polymerase II. The transcript is spliced from 2 exons. NCBI's taxonomy places the organism in Eukaryota, Metazoa, Chordata, Aves, Passeriformes, Passeridae. The annotation marks the transcript as partial. Gene Ontology annotation, cellular component: nucleus; negative cofactor 2 complex. Gene Ontology annotation, molecular function: transcription coactivator activity; protein heterodimerization activity; RNA polymerase II general transcription initiation factor activity.